Parasteatoda tepidariorum (common house spider) is the source of this 2173-nucleotide messenger RNA. NCBI's taxonomy places the organism in Eukaryota, Metazoa, Arthropoda, Arachnida, Araneae, Theridiidae. The record is from RefSeq and is a predicted model, not a curated record.
UAAAUAGGGGAGAGUGGGGAUGAAUGGGACGGGGGAUGAAUGGGACAAUUGAAUUUUUUGUGCCUAUAUAUUGUUUCAAAUGUUUGAUACUUCACUUAGCAGAUGGCAGCACCCAGCCUAAUUUACAGACUAACACCAAAAUCAAAAGCUUGCAUGCUUGUUUGAACAGGACCUCAAAGUGUGUUUUUCUAUAUCAAAAGAUGCCUCGAAACUGGAAAAAGAAAACAGAUAGAGUAAGAGCUUCGAUACCCACAAUUAAAGAAGCUGUCAAUGAAGUGCUUACAAAAGGAAUGUCGAUAAGAAAUGUUGCAAAAGCUUUUAAUAUGUCAAAAUCAACAUUGAGUCGUCAUGUGACAGUAGCAAAACAGAUUCCUACUACAGAAUCGUAUGAGCCCAACCCAGAUAUUGGUAAUAGAAGAAUAUUUUCAGUUAAUGAAGAAAAUGAACUGUGUGGGUAUUUGAAAACCUGUUCCCAAAUGUGCUAUGGGUUAACAACUAUUCAAACAAGGAAACUUGCAUUUGAAUUUGCCAAUUUCUUGGGAAAGGCGCCCGUUGCAUGGCAAGAAAAUGAAAUUGCUGGUAAAGAUUGGUUGUCAGGAUUUCUAGAUAGACAAAGAGAAUUAUCUAUCCGCACCCCCGAAAGUACGAGUCAGGCAAGAGCAUGUAGCUUCAACAAAAACAACGUGUCCAUUUUUUUCCAGAAAUUAGAAGGUCUGCUGCAAAAAUAUAAAUUUGAACCAGCAGAUAUUUAUAACUGCGAUGAAACAGGCUUAAGUACAGUGACUGAAUGUCCUAAAAUUAUAGCUACAAAAGGAACAAAACAAGUUGGCCAAAUUACAUCAGCAGAACGGGGGCAAUUAGUUACGAUGUUAAAUUUCAUAAAUGCCAUUGGAAAUACAAUCCCACCUGUUUAUGUUUUUCCUCGGGUUAAUUUUAAGAAUUUUAUGAUUGAAAAUGGACCAUCAGGAAGUUUAGGUCUAGCUCAUCCAAGUGGCUGGAUGACUGCUGAAAAUUUUCGGAAGUCAAUGGAACAUUUUGUCAAAUACACCAAAUGCACUAAAGAAAAACCCGUAUUAUUGAUAAUCAUGACAGUCAUGUUAAUAUUCCAGUCAUUUCCUUUGCAAAAGAGAAUGGUGUUGUGAUUUUAACAUUUCCUCCACAUUGUACACAUCGAAUGCAACCACUGGAUGUCGCAGUUUACAGUGCCUUCAAAAUGAAGUAUCGCAUUGCGCAAAAUAACUGGAUGACAAACAAUCCAGGAAAGACCAUGAGCAUUUAUAACAUUGCUAAGCUUUCGAAUGAAGCAUUUACAUUUGGAUUUUCAAAAGAGAAUAUAAUUUCUUCUUUCAAUAGAACUGGCAUAUAUCCCUACAAUUCAGAAAUUUUCUCUAAUACCGACUUUCUUGCAGCCUUGGUGACAGAUAGGCCUAUAGCCAGCGAAGUCCCAACAGAACCAUGCUCAAGUCUUUCUGGACCACCUGAAGAAAUUUCUGUGUGUUCACAAAGUCCUCUCACAGGUAUUCGACCAUACCCAAAGGCCUCUCCCAGAAAGGCAGGGCGUAAAGGAAGAAAACGAGGAAGGUGCCGUGUGCUGACAGAUACGCCAGAAAAGCUAGUUAUUGAACAACAAGAGAUGGCAAAAGUAAAGAAAUUUAGAGUGUCAAAGAGUAAAAAGCCAAGAAAGGGAUUUAAAAGGCUGCAAUUUAGUAGUUCUGAAUCCGAUGUAGAUGAUCCUGUUUAUUCAAACAGUACAGAUGAUGAAAUUAAUAUGGAUUAUGAUCCUGUCCUUGACAGUUUAGAGAAAGACAUUAAUAUCGGAGACUACCUGCUAACAAGAGUAGCUGGUAAAAAAGCUAUUCACUUUUAUAUUUCUGAAGUAUUAAAUGUUAGUUCUAAGGACGAAUUUGAAGUAAAAUUUUUAAAACGAGUAGGAGCAAACAAAUUUGUUCACGGAAAUGAAAUUUCAGAUAUUUUGUUGUCGGAUGUCGAAUGCAAACUUCCCCAACCUAUCUCCACUGGUGGAUCAGAAAGGCAAAUAACUCAACUAAGUUUUCAAGUUGAUUUUAAUUCAUACAAUGUUAAAUAAAUUGUUAUUUCGUUUCUAUUUGAACUUUUCUAUUACUGAUGUUUUGUAUUUGUAAUAUUUUUACUUGUAAUACUUUUAUUUGUUAAU